Folsomia candida is the source of this 1073-nucleotide messenger RNA. RefSeq lists its product as uncharacterized. Bases 307 to 945 code for a protein of 212 amino acids. Lineage: Eukaryota; Metazoa; Arthropoda; Collembola; Entomobryomorpha; Isotomidae. The record is from RefSeq and is a predicted model, not a curated record. The transcript has 2 exons.
CUAAAUUUUAGUCAGUUAUGCAUAGCUUGCCGAGGGGCGAGUAUGUAACCAGUGACUGGUCAGUCAUUCUCUUGAAUUUCGAAAUUAUGUAGUCAUAAACUUGUGGGUAGGAAAGAUACUUAUUCAUAAAAUUCGUAGUAAAAUCCCGCAAUUUAGAAGUUUUUGAUUUUUGUGCUGAAUAUUUAAAUCUGCAGUGUUCAAUUUUCAAAAUUUAUAGAACUUUUACACAAGGACAAAUUUAGUUAGUUAGAUUUUUUUACGAAGUUUGAUAGAUAAUUGUGGUAAAAUUUUUAAGUGUAAUUGACCAUGGAAAUCCCGAGGGACCAGGGGCACGCGAACAAGGAAUCUACCCGGAUAAAUUCUACCCAUAUGCAAAAUAUUAACCCACCAAUGGUACAACCUCCCCCCGGAUUCGCUCCAGUGACACGAAACGAGUUGCAAAUGGUGGCAGAUCACUUGCAAAAAAUAUUUGGCGAGAUGAUUGGACAAAUGGAUAAACUCCACAACUCCAAAUGUUCCCAGGAAUCAGACAAUUUUCACACAAAGGAGGUACAAUCCACGCACAAAAUUCGCAAAUCAUUCUCAUCUCCCGCAGAAUUAAUGUCGCUACAAAAUUGCUACCAAGAAAAUGAAGGCGCCACAUCAAGUAGAGAAUAUUCUGUAAAAUGCGAAACCUUCUCCGAUGAUGCCGACGCGGAUAAUGAAGACGACGGAGGCGCCGAGCAGAUUGAGGUAAAUACUCGAAAAACCAAGAAACCGAAGAAGAAGAGGCAUUCAAAAAUUCAAGAAUUAUUCAACCAAAUGGAUGACAGCGAUGAUGAUAAUUUUGACAAAGAAAACGAGAACAAAACCACGAUCCGCAGACGAUCCAAGGUGGGGCGGAAUAGCUGGGAAUAUGCAAAUUUGCGCUGUAUUAGCUCUUAUUAUUUGUGCUAUUAUUCGUAAAACUUUAUUAUCGUUAAUAUUUUAGAAAAAUGUGUGACAGGGCUUCGAAUAUGAUGUAAAUAUUUAGUUUAGUUAUCAAUUAAAAUAUAGCAAGCCUUAUACGAUCACACUCUUAAAAAUUCAGACUU